AAAAAGACCCGUUGUUGCGCAACGUCUCGUCCCCACCUCCCCCCGGUCGCGGUGCUGUCCUUGCAUUCGUUUGCAUUACUUUCAUUUGCCUCGUCUCAGAUCCGAUCCAUCUGAACCGCCACGAUGUCUGACUACGGUGAUAACGACGCCGAGGAAACUUACGACUAUGAGCCGGAGCAGUACGACGACGCCGAGCCCGAGGACUUCAUAAACCCCGAGGAUGUCGACGUCGCGGAAGGAGGUGCCGAUGAAUACGGCGAGGGCUCGUACGCGCCGGCUGCCAACGGAGACCGCGUCGUCGUUUCGGGCGACCCGAAUGCGGGGUAUGGAGGCAAAGUGAUGGAACAGGCGCGGGAGAAGAAGGUGCCGAACGACCAGCGCACGACGACCCCAUACAUGACCAAGUACGAGCGCGCGCGCGUGCUGGGUACCCGGGCUCUGCAGAUCAGUAUGAACGCCCCGGUACUUGUCGACCUCGAGGGCGAGACGGAUCCCCUGCAGAUUGCCAUGAAGGAGCUGAACCAGAAGAAGAUCCCUCUGAUCGUGCGCAGAUAUCUUCCCGAUGGAUGGUACGAGGACUGGACAUGCGAGGAAUUGCAGUAGAUGCCGGGCGGAUGUGGAGGGCUGUAUAUUGACAACUGCUUCUUGUUCUAUUAUUUGUAUGUCUUUGGUCUUAGACCCUUUUCCCCUGGGCAGCAUAGCGUUUGGAGUUUGGGAGUAGGGAAGGCCACAUCGGCCUAAGUGGCCCCUAGGUCACCGGGGGGCAAAAAAAAAAAAAC
Molecule: messenger RNA, 779 nt
Organism: Aspergillus heteromorphus CBS 117.55
Lineage: Eukaryota; Fungi; Ascomycota; Eurotiomycetes; Eurotiales; Aspergillaceae
Product: DNA-directed RNA polymerase core subunit RPO26
Exons: 4
Coding region: 124-603 (159 amino acids)
Biological process (GO): DNA-templated transcription
Cellular component (GO): RNA polymerase II, core complex; nucleus; RNA polymerase III complex
Molecular function (GO): DNA binding; DNA-directed RNA polymerase activity
Source: RefSeq, a predicted model, not a curated record